Messenger RNA from Etheostoma spectabile (orangethroat darter), 2670 nucleotides. RefSeq names its product zinc finger and BTB domain containing 49 (gene zbtb49). The coding region runs from base 127 to 2514 and encodes 795 amino acids. Gene Ontology annotation, molecular function: protein binding; RNA polymerase II cis-regulatory region sequence-specific DNA binding; DNA-binding transcription factor activity, RNA polymerase II-specific. The transcript has 8 exons. Gene Ontology annotation, biological process: regulation of transcription by RNA polymerase II. NCBI's taxonomy places the organism in Eukaryota, Metazoa, Chordata, Actinopteri, Perciformes, Percidae. The record is from RefSeq and is a predicted model, not a curated record.
CCUGAAAACAGGUUGUACCAGGAAGUGAGGUGACUCGAACAAGUGACCCAUCAUCCAAAUAAAAGGUGGACUCGUCAUAUGUUUGAUGGAGAAGUUGGAGCUGGGUGGUUUAGCAGCUGAGUGACAAUGGACACCAUGUCCAGCCACAGCUCCUACCUCCUGCAGCAGCUUCAGGAGCAGAGGAUUCAGGGUCUGCUCUGUGACUGCAUGCUGGUUGUCAAAGGUGUCUGCUUCAAAGCCCACAAAAAUGUCCUGGCUGCUUUUAGCUCCUAUUUCAGGUCGUUAUUCCAAAAUUCCCCCAGCCAGAAGAAUGAAGUGUUCACCUUGGUCAUCCAGGAUGUCAGUGGUAUCGGCCAAAUAUUGGACUACAUGUACACCUCCCAUCUUGACAUCAACCAAGAUAAUGUUCAAGCACUUCUGGACAUUGCCCAGUGUUUGCAGGUUCCAAAUGUUCAGAGCAUGUGUAAUGCUUUUCUCAAGCCUUGUCCUCCACCAGUGGAAAUCCCGUCAUUUUCUCUUCCAGGCAUGCUGAGCUCUGAGCACGACUGCCUAUUAGGGAGCAGUCUUCCUCAUGAUGUUGACCUCCACUGUCCUGCGGAAACCCAGAGGCCUGGCUUCAGAAGUGACAUGGACCACACCAAAAGGAUGCCUGUUUCUGUGCCUAAUGGCAGCUCAAACUGUGACACAGCUAGCAGCACGCAGGCACCAGUAGAAAAACAGCUUGUCCAUGGCUACAAGCUCCGCAAUUUUUACAGUAAGCAGUAUUUCAAACAAAGUGCACUCCAGACUAAUAAUGCAGCCUUAAAUCAAGGCCCAUGCCCUUUGGUGCUGGUGGAAGAGCAGCCGUGUCAGCUUGGAGUCAGCCAGGGAGGCAGCCACACUCCUGUAUGCUCAGGGAACACAGUCCAGCCCAAUCCUCCCUGCACAUCUGUGGCAGUUGAAAAGAACCCUGUCUCUUCCUUAACACCCUCAGAUAAUUUAAACACCCCCAACUCUAACUCAGCAGACUCCAUGCUUAACAAGCCGGUGCGCCCAAAGAAGGCUGUGUAUCUGAAGAAAUAUAACUACCUCCGGUCUCAGAAGGCUUUGGAGGAGAUGUUUGCUGAAUCAACGAGUGAACCCGUCCUCAGCUGUCCCAAAGAGAGUCAUCAAGAAGAGUCUGUGGUCCAGACUAAAGCUUCAGAAGCUCCUGUUGAGGGCCUUAAUGCAGACAGGGAGCAGGUUACAGAGACAGCAACACAAGCCCAACUUCCCAGUCCUCCACAUGCAAACGAAGAAGAGCAAAAUCCGAAAACGGUGCCAGAACUACCGCAGCAGUUUGGAAACAAGCAGUAUUGUUGUGAGGUGUGUGGGAAGAUCUUCAAACACCCCAGCAACCUGGAGCUGCACAAGCGCUCCCAUACCGGUGAGAAGCCCUUUCAGUGUAAUGUUUGUGGGAGAAACUUCUCACAGGCUGGAAAUUUACAGACACAUUUGCGGCGACAUUCUGGUGAGAAACCUUACAUCUGUGAGUUAUGUGGUAAAAGCUUUACUGCAUCAGGGGAUGUCCACCGUCACAAAGUGGUCCACACAGGAGAGAAGCCACAUCUGUGUGAUAUAUGUGGUCGAGGAUUUAAUAACUUGAGUAAUCUCAAGGAGCACAAGAGGACUCACGCCACAGACAAGACAUUCACAUGUGACCAGUGUGGAAAAUCCUUCAACACGCACAGAAAGCUUCUGAAGCACAAGGCCCGCCACACUGGGGAAAAACCACACAGCUGUGCCACCUGUGGGAAGUGCUUCAUCGGCUCAGGGGACCUGCAGCGUCACAUAAGAUCACACACUGGUGAGAAACCUUACAUCUGUAGCGCCUGUGGAAAGAGCUUUACCCGCUCUGCCAUGUUAAGAAGACACAACAACAUGCAUUGCAAGGGAGCCCCAGCCAACAGCCCGGUCACCGACAACUCCGACCCAUCUCCUAGCUCCGAUGAAGCGACCUCGUUCCCCAAACCUGUCAGCCACACUAAACCUCCUGCCGCAACUGGUGAGCAGCAUUUCCCCAACAUGAUGUCCCAUGCGGGGUUAGAGAAACCCUCACCGCCUACUCCUUCACCGCAACAACCAACACCACAUAUAGAGACGCCACCUCCCAGCAUGCACCUCAGCCCAGCUUCCACCCCAACCCCCCUUCCAGAGCUGCGCUCGCUGGUACCCCAUCACCUCCUCUCCUCCAAUCACCAGGAGAGAAGUGCAGCCCUAACUGCCACAGAUCAGAUGAAGCUUGCCAAAGCCCACCUGUCUCAGGAGGCUGUGUAUGGGCCCUAUGUGGAGAAUGGGAAUAUGUCAGUUGAGACGGGCAGAGGUCUGAUGGGGAGACCCUACCUUCCUCCCACAGACAAUCACUGCAGUUCCCUCACUUCUCCUAGCAGGCCCAAUAGUGGGUCCUACAGGUCCACUGAAGGCCAGUUUAUCUCCAGUGUAACUCUGUGGGGCCUUGCAAUGAAAACGCUGCAGAAUGAUAAUGACAUGGAGUAGUAAAAUGUUGCAUUUGAGAGAGUGUGCACUUUUCACUGAUGUUUAAUUAGUUUUGAUAAUUACCAUAUGGCCCAUGAUUGGUUAAAACUGACUUAACACACAAAUGGUAGCGCCUAUGAUAAAGCAAACAAAUAAAUAAUGGGAAUUAUUCAGUGG